Messenger RNA from Ctenocephalides felis (cat flea), 1737 nucleotides. RefSeq lists its product as uncharacterized. Lineage: Eukaryota; Metazoa; Arthropoda; Insecta; Siphonaptera; Pulicidae. The record is from RefSeq and is a predicted model, not a curated record. The transcript is spliced from 13 exons. Bases 1 to 1737 code for a protein of 578 amino acids.
AUGCCACAGUCAAAACGCAGAGCUAGUUUCACCGUAAGAGGCUCUGCACAUUGGCCUUGUGAUUAUCCCGGAGGGCCAACAAUUUUCGGAAGAUCUGAACUCACUAGUCGAUUGAGUUGGCGUGGAAGAAACGAUGCUUAUGAUUAUGGAGUCGAAAUUGGUGAAAUGUAUAAAGAGAAGUUUAAUAUAGAACAAUGGAACAAAACUAAAUACUUGAGCUUAGCUAGUAGUUCUCCCAGAACUCAGCAAGCUGCAUUAGUUUUAGCAGCCGGAUUGGAAAAUAAGAGGUACAAAAAAGAUCGUAUAUGGUCCUCAGAAAAAAAGAAGACUACUCAAUUUCCAGGAAUGCAGGAGUAUCUCAAAUUUUAUAGUAAAGAACAAUGCCCAAGAUUUUUACAAGAAGUUGAAAAGAAUUAUCCUAAAACAGAUCGUGAAUUAGAGCUCCUGAAAGCUAUAGUCAUUCUGAAGAAAAAAUUGGCACAAAAAACGACUUCUAUCAGAACUCCACAUGAUAUCUGGCUAGCAUACGAAUCGCUAUAUAAUGUGUUUUAUUCAUACAGAAAAAAAUACCAUAAUAAAAUGAAGUAUUGGAGACAAAUUCGAAACGAGCUCAAGCAAUAUUCUAAACAGUUCAUGUGGUCUUCAUUGACAGCAGAUAAUACACUCAGAAAAUUGGCUUCAGGUCCUAUAGUAUUUGAUGUUCUGCGAGAUAUCAAAUAUAUUAGAGACAAUCAUACAGAAAAUAAUAAGCCGGUACCAAAAAAGAUUGAGCUAGAACCAAAAAAUAAUGAGCCUGCACCAAAAAAACAUGAACAUGUAUUAUCAAUACUAACGGUUCCACAAGGAGUAUUUGCAGCUCUAGUGGCAGGAUUUGCCCCGAAUGGUACUACAGUAGACGGAAAAUUGUUUGAUGCUGAUGAUUUAUAUCCAAAGCAUGGUGCAAUGCACAUAAUUGAACUGUAUCAUGUAACAGCAGAUAAAUGGCAUGUCAAGAUUCUAUAUAGAAAAAAGAAGGGAGAUUGUUUGAAACCUUUGCGCCUACCAGGAUGCAAUAAAGAAGGAAAGCUGCCUCCAAACUUUUGCACGCUUAAGCAAAUUAAGGAGGCUGUUAAUCGAACUUCUUUAGGACCAAUAAAACAUAGCAAUCUUUGCACGCAAACUGUAAGAGGACCAGCACAUUGGCCUUGUGAUUAUCCCGGAGGGCCAACAAUUUUCGGAAGAUCUGAAUUUACUAGUCGAUUGAGUUGGCGUGGAAGAAACGAUGCCUAUGAUUACGGUGUAGAAAUUGGAAAAAUGUACAAAGAAAAGUUUGGAAUAAAAAAAUGGACCAAAGAUAAAUACUGGAGCUUUGCCAGUGGUUCUCCCAGAACUCAACAAGCCGCAUUGGUUUUAGCAGCCGUGUUGGAAAAUAAGAGGUAUAAAAAAGAUCGUAUAUGGUCUAUAGCAAAAAAGAAUACUACACAAUUUCCAGCGAUGCAGGAGUAUACCAAAUUUUAUAGUGCAGAAAAAUGUCCAAGAUUUUUCCAAGAACUUGAAGUAAAAUAUCCCAUUAUAAAAGAUGAAGUCAUAAAAGCUAUAGCCGUUUUGAAAGAAAAAAUUGUACCAAAAAGAACUGCUAUCCAAACUCCACAAGAUAUCUGGCUAGCAUACGAAUCGUUAUAUAACGUGUUUUAUUCAUAUAGAAAAAAAAAAUUAUCGCAAAAUGAAGUACUGGAAACGAAUUCGAAGCGAACUUAA